AAACAAUAUGGCUGCGUCCAUGGAUGUAAACCUUCAAAUGGAUCAGUACCAUGCCCAUCACCCUCAUGUCUCUGGUGGUUCACUGUCUUCCCAUCCUAGUUCGGGGCAUCUGCAACACGAGGGUGCUAAUACCCGCCUCCCGAAUCAGUUUGGCAUCCAGUCACAAGGCCAUCAUUUUGGUCAUGUCCAUGACUCGUAUGUCAAUUCGACCCCGUCUGUCCAGCAGAUUUUGAUGCAACAGCAAAUCCAACAUCAGCGGUCAGCUCAUUUCGCUCCUCAAGUAUAUGACAGCAAUGAGCGGUUAACAAAACCACACCCCAAUCACAAUACAAGUCCUCUGAAUCAGGUAAAUCAAAUGCGCAUUCAAAUACCUGCUCACCAACAAAUUCCCCAUCCUUUGCAACCCAAUAAUCCCACUGUCACUUCAAAUCCACGAUAUUCUCCUAUAGAUCAUCAUGGAUCGCAUCAUUCCCCACCAAUCUCGAAAGAUAGUUACAACACUUCUGCCUAUCACUUGCAAGACCAGUCACAUGUCCUUACUCAUACAUCUCAUUUACAGCAACCUGUAUAUCCUUAUCAUGGAGAUUCAUCCCAAAUGCAAAAUCCACAGACGACCGCCCACACAACAACUGAAUUAUCCAAUUCUCAGUAUACGGGACAUCACUUAUCCAUGCAAUUAAAUAACAGUGCUUCCGGAGAUAACGAUAUUCACCACUCUGGUAACCAACAUCCUCAUGUUUCUACUGGUUUCCAAGCCCCUCCAGCUCCCUAUGUACCUCCAGCUAAAAAGCGGCGGGGAAGACCCCCAACUCAUCCAACUUUUGAUGUCGGUGCUGGAACCUUACUUGACGAAGACGAGCAUACCCUCUAUGGAGCUAUACGGUCGGGAAGAGUAGCUCCACAAACAGUUGUUGAUGAUUGGAUUGAACAAUAUAAAACAAAUCGUGAACCAGCUAUGUUGGAAUUGAUCCAAUUCUUUAUUUCAUGCAGUGGUUGCAAAGGAAAAGUAACACCGGAAAUGUAUAGCCGCCUGUCACAUGCUGAUAUUAUUCGUCGAAUGACUGAAGAGUUUGAUGAAGACUCGGGUGAAUACCCACUUAUACAAUCAAGCCCAGUUUGGAAACGCUUUCGUUCAAAUUUUGUUGAAUUCAUCCAAGUAUUAAUUCGUCAAUGUCAAUAUAGUAUAAUUUACGAUCAAUGCAUGAUUGAUCAAGUCAUCUCUCUAUUGACAGGCCUUACUGACUCACAGGUUCGGGCGUUUAGACAUACCAGUACAUUGGCUGCUAUGAAAAUGAUGACUGCUCUUGUUGAUGUUGCGCUCAAUGUUAGUAUCAAUAGAGAUAACACACAACGUCAGUAUGAAGCUGAAAGAUCAAAAGUUCAGAAUCGACGUGCUUCUGACAGACUUGAAGUGCUAAUGCAACGUCGACAAGAAUUAGAAGAGAAUAUGGAGGAAGUCAAAAAUAUGCUUGUAUACAUUUUCAAAGGUGUUUUCGUUCAUCGAUACAGGGAUAGCCAGGCAGAAAUACGAACAAUAUGCAUGCAAGAAAUCGGUGUCUGGAUGCGUCGUUAUCCAGCUAUGUUUUUAGACGACAGUUACUUAAAGUAUGUUGGUUGGACACUUUAUGAUAGAAUUGGAGAUGUUCGUCUUCAGUGUCUUCGCGCCUUACAGCCCUUGUAUGAAGAUCCUGCUCUCAUCAAUAGUCUGGAGCUUUUCACUUCUCGUUUUAAAUCACGUCUUGUGGAUAUGACACUUGAUAAAGAGACUGAAGUGGCAGUUCAAGCUGUAAAACUAGUCUCCUGUAUAUUGAAGCAUAGUGACUCAGUACUUGAAGACAAGGAUUGUGAAAAUAUAUAUGAGUUGGUUUAUUGCACUCACAGGCCUUUGGCACAAGCAGCUGGUGAAUUUUUAACUUUAAAACUUUUUGAAGUUGAUUCCCAUGCUCCUCCCACUAGAACCAGAAAAGGUAAAAAACGUAGUGAAAAUACACCACUCAUUCGUGACCUCGUGCAAUUUUUCAUCGAGAGUGAAUUACAUGAACAUGCUACUUAUUUGGUCGAUAGUUUAUGGGAUUUAUGCCCAAUGCUUCGUGAUUGGGAAGCUAUGCUAGAUUUGCUUCUUGAAGAACCAGGUAGAGGUGAGGAACCUAUGGAUGCAAAUCAAGAAACAAGUUUGAUCGAAAUUAUGGUUUGUUGUGUUCGUCAAGCAGCAACGGGGGAAUCACCAGUAGGACGACAGACUGGCGGCCAUCAUUCACAUUCCAAUACCAACUUACUGACUGGCAUGAGUUUACUGGAGACUGGUGGACGCGGUCGAGGUGGUGCAACUACCGGUACAGGGAACAGCGCUGCACCCUCUUCACGUGAAGCUCGUGCCCUGGCCGAAGAACGUAGUCGUAUGACAGAAGCAAUGAUAACUGCUAUACCAGCACUCCUUGCUAAGUAUGGUGAAUCUCCUGAACGAGCUACAAACCUUCUUGCUAUUCCACGACACAUGGAAAUGGAACUCUACACUACGGGCCGACAUGAAAGACAUUUGGAUCUUCUUCUACAAGCUGUUCAGGAUAUUGUAGAACGUCAUACUGAUCCACACACAUUAUUGGCUUGUUCGCGCGUUUACGAAUCGUUGUGUAUUGAUGAAUUAAGCAUUUCUGCAAAGUGUCAAACUGUCCGUGGCACGCUGUUGGAUCGUUUGGUGGAUCUUUAUCGGGAUGCAUUCUUAAACUACUUUAACGAUCAGGGAGAGGAACCCGAUCAGGAUGAUGAGUUUCACUUACUAGCUGCAUUGAAACGAAUCUAUGCGUUUUACGCUUGUCACGAUCUUUCUGGAUUGGAUUUAUGGGAUAGUCUUAUCAGGAUCGCACAAUCCGGAAAUGAUGCCAACGGUGAAAUUGUGGCUCAGGCUGUUAGCUGUUGCUCUAAAGCUCUACUGUGGAAUCUUGCUAGAAUAGGAGAGGCUGAUGUCGACAAAACGGAUUUGAACAAACUAAGAAGACAGUUAAAUCUGUAUAUGGACGUUUGUAUUGGCUACCUAGAUCAUUCAUGCAAACGGUUAGCAUCAGAAUCGUUUUUGUCCAUUUGUGAUUUGCUAGUUGUUUUUUCACGUCAUCUUUCCGUUCACUUGCCAAAUCUGAAAUCUAUCAUUUAUACAGCCGACAGGGAUCUAGAACUCAAGUUGACCAAUUUUCUGGAGCAACGGGUUUUCGUUGAUGAUGACGACGAAGAGGAUGAUGAAAAUGUCAAAUUUGAAUCGCUUCACGAAAGGCGUACACAACUAGCUGCAUUUUUUAAACUAGUAAUAUAUAAUUUGAUUCCUAUACGAGCAGCUGCUCCGAUCUACAAAUACUAUAUUCGGUCUUUCAAUGAUUUUGGUGAUAUUAUGAAAUCUACACUGGCCAAAGCUCGUGAAAUCAAUCGCGUGCACACCGCUCGUAUGAUUGCGCAUUGUUUAGAAUUAUGUUAUCUACAAGUAGAAUCAGCUUCUAAUAAUUGUGUUGAACGUGGUUCUGAAGGUCUUCAAGCUGUAAAGGAACUUGCUAGGCGUCUGAAUCUCAGUUUCGGUCUCGACCUAAUUAAAAUACGCGAAUCUAUGGUUGCCUUUCACUCCGAAGGGAUACAGUUUUGUGUUUCCCGAGCUGCUUCCACAGCUGCUGCAACAGGUCAAACCCCUGGUGUCCCAAGCAAUUUACUUUUCCUUGAAGUUGUCGCUGAAUUCUCAAACAAGCUUCUCAGACAAGAUAAGAAAAGCAUAUAUGAAUAUCUCCGUCGAAUUUUCCCAAAUCCUGUUGGCAGUGAAUGGGCUAGUCUGCAUGCCUAUCGAUCAAGUCUGGAUCCUGACAACACUGAUAAUGCUCCAGGACAUGAUGGAGUUAGUCAUGCUACAAAUCCUCAAGCUGUCAGCAGUUCCAAUCCUGCUCCAGUACAAGGUAACACGGUGGUACCAACAAGUGGACGUGUAGGAUAUGGGGGUAGGGGGCGCGGCAAACGACUCCGAGAUUCUGACUCCUCUCUUCGUAAGCAAUAAAUUAUUUUAUCCUUAUGUAGUCAAAGUUUUGCCAUCUUCCUAUAGUUUUAUUAUAUGUUGAGAAAAGUUUAGUUUUAUCAGUUAAGAAAACCUACAAAUCUAGAUGCUGAGAAUUCGUAUUACAGUUAACCACUAAAUCACUUGCUAAAAGCUUUACUAGUACUGCUUAGGGAAACUUUGUUACGUAGUAACAGGUUUCCAGCACGUAAACUCAUGUGUGUGCUCGCCAUGUAACUUAAUUAACACGAAACUUGAAAAAUGUGUUUUUCCGAUCGUUCUUUGUGACUAUAUUAUGUAGAUUUGACAGUUCAAUCAAUACUGAUCAAAUGAUUGUGAAUCAGUUAACGGGAUUGAACAAUGAUGCAUUUAGAUGAUUUAGUUAUAAAUGUUUAAGAAUAUAUAUCUUAAAUAAAUUAAAACAAGUGAACAUAUGACGUAAUUAGUUAGAGAGUCAGAAAUUUAUGUUAAGUAAUCAAAUCAAUCUACGGAUUACAUAGAUUGUAAUUGUAAAGAAUGAGAUAAGUUGUCUAGUCUUUGAAAAUACUUAAUAAGAUGAAUAGAAUAGCUGAUAAAUGUUUUGAUGAACACUAAUCAUGUAAGUAUAGAUCUAAAUAAUGGAAAACAUAGUUGAACUAUAUCCAGUAUAAUUUCAGGGGUCAUUUGAUAGAAUAAAUAGACAUUUUAUGAACGCGUAACCCCUAGUUUUCUCAUUUGUUUUUUUGUUGUGCACAAAAAGAUGGAAUCAUUGAAGCUUUGUACUCUUCUGUCAAUAUCUCUUUAACUAGUAUACUUCACUCGACUCAGUUGAUCAUUAGAAUAAUUAAGAUUCAACAUGUAGAUGAAGACGACUUCCGAAAUAAAUAUGCAGAGCCGUUGGUUUAGUCACUAAAAUACAGUAUUCAAAUAUCAAGUUCCACAUUACAAUGUUACUUCACUUGGUUCAUUUUUAAUCUCCACUUUUUAUUACUAUCCGUUGCACAAAAUAAUAGUAAGUCGAAACCAAUUAUACAAACUUAUGUUUGAUAUCAAGAUUUAUCAACUAAAAACAAGUGUACAGAAAUCAAACCACGCACUUAUAGCGAAGUUACAUAGUGAUCUUGAAGGAUUUAUGGAUAAUUUAGCAGCUGUGAUUGGAUGGAUGAAAGGAAUAUGCAGAUCGUUUGCUCACUUAACGAAUCUGAUCAUCUUCCAGUCCUCAUAGCGUUGGGGUUGGUAAGUUAGAUGGAAUUCUUCGCAUCGAUAUAUUGCCCCGUGUUUAUUAAAUGUUUUUUUUAUCGUUCUGUCUGUCUUUCGAUGAACCCAAAUACCAUACAGUGCCUGAAUGGGCAUCCAGUAAAACUAAUUCUGCCAAAGCUGAUAAAGUGAGGCGACAAAUUCCGACUACAUUGGUUAGGAAACAAGAAUCAUAACUCUAUUGUAUUAAGCUUUUUCUAGACGUAAUGGCACCAGUUUUUUUUUGUCUCAAAAAUUUGAACGAUGUGUUGUUGUUAAAUAGCCUACAUAGCUCUGUUUAUGGAACAAGAACGUGUAACCGGACUUUUCCUGCUUCAGUUAAUAAUCAAAUGUCGGAUUAUACUUUUGGAUAUCGUUUCCAAAUUUUACCUGUGUAUCGCACUUUUACUUUCACUGUUUGUCAAUUGUCCUUGUAUACCAUGUUUAUCUUUUCUAAUCGUUAUUUUAUAAUAUAUAGCCGACGCAAAUUUAAAUCCACAGUCCACAAGUACAGCUAUCAAAAAGAAGCGCACCAAUAUCGCGAGUAGUAGCAAAAAUGCAUCUGGAAAUGUUUCUAGUAUGACUGCAGUUGACCCUUCCCGACCUACAUCACCUUCAGAAAUACCCCCCAACAGUGCAGGAUGUGCACCCCACCAUAAUCCUUCGACAUCGAUGACAACUUUAUCUACUCCCGUUCAUCCGUCUAACCAAUAAAUCCAUCCCUAUAAAUUAUUCAGAAGAAAUGAAUUUUAUGGCCGACGCGUCUGUGUGUUUCACCGCUUCGAAAUUAUGCAAUUAUCUAGAAGUGUUUCGUUCAGCGAACAUCUUCAGAUGUUUAUAUCUGUAAAUAUAGACAACUGAUGCUUUAUAUAAUUAUCUUCACACAGAUUAAUCCCAACUGGCUGUAUUAUUCAAAUCCCUUUCCAGAAAAUGUACAUUCUUUUUAGGUUAUCGACAUGAUUAUCACAAUUGUUCACGAACUUAGUUUUUUUCUAUUUGUCUCUCCCUUCUAUACUAAAGCAAGUUGUUUUUGUAUCAUGCGUUUUUUUUAAAGCCUUCAUUUUUACUUGAUAUCUAAUUCUCCCCGAAGUUAUUGUAUUUUCAAAUUUUGUUUGUAUACAGUGAUCAGCCAUUAUCAGGCUGGAAGAAUGCUGUGUAGCUCAUUUAAACAAUGUUGUUCAAAAUUGUGCAGAGCAGAACUAUUUUUACACAGAGAACUUGCUAAUAUUAUUAUGUAAAUUGCCUUUUUGUAAAACUAAUCACCUUUAUUAAAUAGUACCGCACUAUUUAGUUUUUUUUUCAACUAUUUGUCCUCUUUCUUUUUUCGUAUUAAUUUUUUUUUUCAUGCUAACAACUUUUCAAUUAAAUUUUCCCAACAAUAUUUACUCAAGUUCAAUAAAAACAUAAAACACUUGUUUGUACACCAUUAUGAUGCGUUUGACAUUUGAUUUCAAUAAUUGUGUUACCUGAUUAUUUGUUUUCAUUCAGAUUUCCUAUAAAAUCCACUUGUACAAUAUUCAUUUUGUUCAUAUUAUUAUUAUUCUUUAUUGAGAUUUAGGUAGCUUCAAAAUUUUUUUUCCAGUUUUGUUAAACUAUACGUCUAUCUGGUAACAAAAACUCUGUACAGAACUUCUUAUCUACAAGACGUUCAUUAUUAAUUUAUUUGAUUGUUUUCUAUCAUUAUUAAGUGCCUCCUAAUUUAUUGUCUUACUGUUCC
Schistosoma curassoni is the source of this 6953-nucleotide messenger RNA. Lineage: Eukaryota; Metazoa; Platyhelminthes; Trematoda; Strigeidida; Schistosomatidae. The record is from the annotation of a GenBank genome assembly.